Messenger RNA from Emiliania huxleyi CCMP1516, 372 nucleotides. RefSeq lists its product as hypothetical. The coding region runs from base 1 to 372 and encodes 123 amino acids. The record is from RefSeq and is a predicted model, not a curated record. Lineage: Eukaryota; Haptophyta; Isochrysidales; Noelaerhabdaceae. The transcript is spliced from 3 exons.
AUGCGGCUCGCCCUCAAGCCAUUUAAUAUCCAGCACCUCGCCGACGACUGGAACGCUAACCGUACUUACUUACAGCUGUCGGCGGAGCGGCGGCAGCGCGGUGGCGGCGGUCCGCACAAAGUCGAGGUGGCGGCGCGGCUCAGUGCCGAGGGAGAGGGUGGCGACGUGGCGACAGAGGCGGGGUCGCGCGCGGCGGCGAGCGCCUCCCGCGAGAAGAAGCCUCGCGCCUACCCGCCGCACACGCCGCCUGCUCGCUACGUCUCCUCCUCCUGCGUGGCGCCUCCCCCCUCGCACUCGCGGCUCCGCGUGGCGGCGCCGCGAAUGCUCUCUCCCCUCCCUCCCUUCUCGCGAUACGCUUCGCGCGCCAGCUGA